Molecule: messenger RNA, 5847 nt
Organism: Brienomyrus brachyistius
Lineage: Eukaryota; Metazoa; Chordata; Actinopteri; Osteoglossiformes; Mormyridae
Product: SKI/DACH domain-containing protein 1-like
Exons: 1
Coding region: 629-3067 (812 amino acids)
Source: RefSeq, a predicted model, not a curated record
CUUUUCAGAAUAGAGGUGGGAGUCCACGAGUAUGGUAAUUAGAUGGAGUGGGGGGUGGAAAGGGGUGGAAUAUCAAUUUUUAUUGCAUCACCUGUCAGUAGCGUCCAAUCAGCGCCGGGCUUUGGAAGCAUUAAUUGAUGAAGGUGUCUCCAGACUUGCUCACUUCCCUCUGUCAUUUAUUUGUAGCUAAACCAACGGCGGGAAGGGCAGCUGCAUUUUCGGUUCUCGUUUCCCUCUCUCUCUCUCUCUCUCUCUCUCCCUCUCUUUCUUGCUCACUCCCCUCUCUCUCUCCGUGUCCCUCUCAUUCAGCCUGAGCUAUUCACCUUCCUCCUCCUCUCUGGGUUAAUGGAGAGAGAAGCAGAGGAGCGCAGGUACAGGAGCGCAGACAGACAGCAGCCUGUCUGUCUACAGCAUCAUUCACAUUUUAUCCCUUAUGUCGUCCCCAGGGAAAUGGAUUAAUUUUUAUACGUACUGUCAUUUUUCAUCCCUCGAAGUUUUGCGUUUUUAAAACAGCAUUGAUAAGACAAUUGACAUCUCCAAUUGGACCAGCAGAAAUGCCUUGAGAGAGGCAGCCGGUUUGCUGUGGAUACCCAUCAAGCCAGAUGUGUGGAUUAAUACUAUAGACAAAAUGGGAGACUUGGAGUCUGGAUUUGAAGAGAUGGAAGGCGUGAAGCUUGGAUACCUGGUUAUUAAGGGCAAGCAAAUGUUUGCACUCUCUCAAGUCUUUACCGACCUCUUGAAAAAUAUUCCGAGGACUACUGUGCACAAACGAAUGGAUCACUUAAACGUAAAGAAGCACCACUGUGAUCUGGAGGAGCUGCGAAAACUCAAAGCAAUAAAUUCAAUUGCUUUCCAUGCGGCUAAAUGUACUCUGAUUUCAAGGGAAGACGUGGAAGCCCUGUAUAUUUCUUGCAAAACUGAACGCGUACUGAAAUCCAAGAGAAGCAAACUAAAAACAAAGUCAGCCGAGGAUCUGUAUGAUGGACACAUUCGGUCUGAUCCACAAAACACUUUUUGGAAAGAAAAAGUUUGGCUCAGUCUGCACGGAGUGUCUCAGCCUUUUACAUUUAAAAACAAAGCUGGGCGGCAGCACGAGACUGUUUCGCCCCAAGCUUCCAAUCUACCUCAAAUUUACAGUAAAUUCGCAAGCCAUGGCUUCCAUGCAGACGCAAAAUCCGCAUGCCGAAGCCCUAAAAACUUUGAAACAGCUCAAAUACCCAGCAACUGUGUGGCAUUUAAUCCAGGGCAUUCAUUUUUUCGGAGUGUGGUCUGCAGCCGACAGCCCGUCCUCUAUCAGUCCGCCAUUGCGGUGCAGUCCAAGCUCGCAAGCACCGCUGACCUAACUUAUAAAAGGAAACGACAGUACGACGGCGCUGGAUGGCACUUCUGGAACAAAAGUAGGCACAGUCGUCGGCUUCUGCUUGUCCCCAAGUGCUGUAAGUCAAAAGUAUCCAACGGCCAUUUAAAUAAAUUUCACAUCGACCGCGAGCUGUACCUUGCCCACCAGAAUGUAGGGAAUUUUCAGGAGAGCUGUAGCAGUGACACUGAAUCGAGUACUUAUUCCGAGCGUGCCGACAAUGACUCGGAUUUCGGUUCUAGUCUAUCCACUACUAGUAACUCUGGGACUUCAGAUGACGAAGAAGAUGACUCCCUGUCGGAAUCUUCAGAUGUUAGUUCCGAAGAUGAUAGUUCUUCCGAAUCCGACUCCAGUUCUGUAUCGAGUCAAGUUUCCUUGCAGAGUAUCCGUUACAGGCGCACGAGUUUCUCAACCCUCAACAAUAAAGCACCUUUAGUGACGCAGGCUACUUUUCUGUAUGAUCAACACAGACCAAAAAAUCAGAGCGCGACAACGUUGUUGGAUUACGGAAUCUCGAACAGGAAACUCCCGAAAUCUGACUUCAAACUCUGUGGGAAGAAACAAGAGGUCGGCAGCGCAUCAAAGCAGAGUAAAAUCUGCCCACUUGUUCCUGGAACUAGCCUUCCUGAAUCGAAGAGGGAGACAGCUCCUGGGAUUACAUUUUCAAACUUUGAAAUUCCUGAUGACCGAAAGAGGCUUGAACCUACAAUUAACCGUGUUCAAGAAGAAGGCCAUUCACCUUGCUUAAAGGAAAACAAAGACUUCCCUCAACAAAGGGUAUCAGGACAGUCAAACAAAUGCCAUCAAGCCUUGAUCUCACACUGUGCCCAAGACAAAGAAACAAUAGUUUCCCAGUCCUCCGAAAACAAUCCUUCAUUAGCUGUAAAUUUAAAGAAAGAAGCGAAAAUUAGCCAUUGCCUGAAACCUCAUGCAUAUCUCACCAUCAAGGCAGAACCGGAGGAUCACAACACACUCUCAAAUUACCAAGGCGAGAACAGCACCGUACCGAGAACAUCGCCAACUUUACCACAAAAUGUGAAAAUCAAAGUAGAGGAAAACUUUGACGAGUAUGAAUACUCCUGUCAAAUCCCCGAAUUCGGACCGGAACACCACUGCGACGGCAAGGAUCCAGACGUCACUAAUUUGCAACAUCCAUGUGGCGAGGAGAAACCGUCAGAGAAUCUGAAUCACGCAAGCAAAGCCACUGAGUGCACCGACGACCCUGCCACUUCCCAAAAAUCUCCUUCGCGGAACCAGGAAUUUAAAAGCACUUUAAACACUCCAUAUGCAGACGAAGGAGAAUACAAAAAUGGAGCACGGGUUAGAAAGAAUUACAGGACUCUGGUAUUAGGAAAACAGACUGGAAUUGCGAGGACGCCACUUAAAUUGAAUGUGAAAGCUGACAGGAAUCCGCGUUCUACAGGUAAACCCGAGCAUUAUGAAGGAUCAGCGGAGGAUUGUACGGGCGCGACCAAACGAAAACGAGCAUCCAGCAAUGUAGCAGCUGUGAAAAAACCCUUCAGCUUCAUGGCAAAUUUUCCGUCUCCGCCGUCACUAAUUAUCGGCAAUGAUGGGGAUUUGUGUCCUGCAUAUUCCUUGAAGCCUAUGAAGGAUAACAUGUCACCGCAUAGGUCUCACCCUGUUUGGAAAUGGCAACUCGGCGGCUCUGCUGUACCACUCCCUCCAAGUCACAGAUUCAGGAAAUUCUAAGAUCAGCUUUUCUAAUAUUUUCUUGGGGGAUAUUAUAAUGAUAUGCCAAAACUCUGGAAACGUCUUAAAAAUGGAAUAAGAUGCACUGAGGAGUUACAACCCACGACGGUCAUGGAUUUUUUAUUUUUUAUUUUUUUUAGUGAAUCAGCGUUCCACAUUAAGGAACCCUUUCUGCAGUAACUGCAGUGCCCCCCGUUUGUAGCUGGAGCACAUUCAGGCGUUUACCGACUAAUAACAUGUACCUCAAGGAUUUCUACCGAUAAAAAAAAAAACGAAAGCGAGUAACUCAAACUUCUUAGCUUCGCGAAAAAUGACGUGAUUGUUGUGUUCGGAAUCAUCUUCUUACGAUGGAUCGUGCUGUUAUUAAAGUGUGAUAUUAUUCGCUAGCGAAGACAGACACUCUUUUGCUAAGUCUUUUUUUUGCCCUGCCAUGAAAUGUCUAUUCUUAUUAAUUAAAUUUUAGCACCAUACAUGCAAGCGUGAUUAAAUCGUUAUUUUUUUUUGACAAAUUUACUCUGAGUAGUUUCAGCCUCGCUGUAGUUUCCCCACUCAACAAUUUGUCAGCAACGUUGAUAUCUUCAUUGCUUUUUGCAUUUCUUUUUGCUCGUUAUUAUUAAGUGUACUGUUAAAAAUGCAUAUUCCUCGUUUUGUUUUGUUAGUUAACACCCAGACACCCCCUUAAAAACAACAUGCAACCCUGACUGUAGGCCCACCGGAGCCGGCCUUAAUUAUUGACAAUCAGAAGGAGCUGUUGAGAUUUGCACGAGGUUAAGUGAAAGAUAACCACAAACACCGAAUCGAUGUCUUUGUAGCACAUUCUCAAAAUUACCGUAUAUAAAUCUAAACAAAGCACAAAACAUCAAAUCCAUGCAGCCACUUCUUUAUUGGUCCGAUUAGAACACCCUGUAUUGUUUAAGAUGGCAAACAAACAAAUACGUAUAAAAUCCAGAAAUUCCGAAAAUGUUGUUAAAGUAGAUGCUGAUCAUGAAAUGUAGUAUAUCGUGAAUGCUUACUAAUGUUUAUUUCUCCCGUUUCUGAUUCAGACACAGGGAUAUUCAAAGUGGGAUUCUCUUUCAUUUAUACAAAACAGCAAGUCGCUAUUCAUUACUUUCACACCAGGUUAAAAGAAACAACGACAGUACGCCAAUGUUUGUUUCAUACAGCCCUGCAUCUGAAACGUAGAGAUGGUGGCUGGCGAUUAAUGUUGCUCUUUAGCGGAGGGCGAGUCAAUGUUACACGCAUCCUCAAAUCAUUGCAUAAUUGUCACAGCUACAUAGGUGCUAGUUCCGAAACAUAAUUCAUUGCAAUCAAGACGAAGUACGUGCCUGAAAAACAAAGUUUACAGGCGUGUCUCUCUCGUUAAAAUUGAUAGAAACUCGUGCCAAAUAUAUCAUUUGACGAGUAGGCUAAACUACUAAAGAGAAAAGUAACGUGUUUUACUAAUUGAACACGAUGCCCUGAAAACCAGCGAUGUUUAUGGUGCUGAGGGCUUUUUAAAAGUUGUUUUUUUAAAGACUUUCACAGUUUAGCCAUUAACAGAAAAAUCUACUUUUCCACAUUAGUGAAUUAAUUGACAUUUGGAGGUUUGUUAUUUUGAAGAUGAGUUUCGAAAUGGCUCUCCUUUGCCAUUUUAAUUUUUUAAUAAGAUGAGUAGCCUAUACUUUAAUGUCCAAUAUACAGACUUUCAUUCUGACAAUAAAAUUCAUAUUUACACUAUUGAAUUUUAUUUAUGCUAUUUUAAAUAAUACUAAUACAAUUGAUUAAAUAAUGUUGAAAGUUCUCAGGGUAAAAUAAAUAAUUCCCGAAGAAAAUCUUUAAUUAGGUAAAUAAAAAAAUAAAUGAGAAGAAAAAAUAUACCUUAAUUUAGCUAUCCCACAGUCAGCAUGAAAUUCUAUUCCAGCUGUUAAAUACAACCAACACCAUGAAUAAGCUAAAACCGUAUUCUUUGGGAAAUAAAUAAAUUAUAGCUCUACACAACGAAACCUCCAGAACUGCAGUGACAGCAUUGGUAAUAAUCAAUGGUGACAGUCUAGUUGCCACAAACACGGGAAUAUCAGUGAUAUUACAGAUCGAUUAUGAUUAAAGUCUAACCACAAAAUUACAUAUAUUACUCAUUUGUAAUGAGAUUAAAAUAUGGAAAUAUCUGUGACGCGCCAUAACUGCUUGUAUCAACGAAAUGCAUCUCGGCGUUAUCUCGCUAUGGGCUUAGGGACUAGAGAAGACCCGCUUUGAAUACCCCGAAAGCGGCGAAUCGCUGCUGUGACCCUAGGUGGACUGGUCUCUUACACCACAAAAGUGCUUUCGGGCUGUUAUUUUCUUGUAUACAAUAUACAUCCAUUUGAAACGGGACACCCGAGCAGCGGCCUAAAAGUAAUGGGCAGAAUUAAAUGUAAAAAAGUAAAAUAAUGGUUUACACAAUGCUCAAUGGUUUAAGUAUUAGGCAAUGAAAUGUGGUUCCAUUUUGGGGAGGUUCUGCAAACAGCCAUGGAAGUUCUGACAGUGAUGUCAAUGUACAACUGUAUUGGUGUCGGUGCUUUAGGCUCUACGAUUCCUCUUCAUUGCAUUUUCUAUAAUACUUGAGGUCAGAUUUUUGACGCGACAUUUGAGUCACUGGUUGUGCAUAGAAAAUUGAAUAUUUAUUUUUGUGAUUUACACGUUUUUGUACAUCGUUAUGUAGGAGAAAUGCACUCGAAAUGGAAACUUGAAUGGUGAAUUCUGAAGCACUUUCCUUAUUUUCUGAGCAAUUAAUUGUUCAUUAAAUUCAUUUGAGUGUAAAUGAA